Zonotrichia albicollis (white-throated sparrow) is the source of this 658-nucleotide messenger RNA. NCBI's taxonomy places the organism in Eukaryota, Metazoa, Chordata, Aves, Passeriformes, Passerellidae. The record is from RefSeq and is a predicted model, not a curated record.
AUGGGCAUUGGAAAUGAGAGGGGCAGAGAACAGGGGGCUGGUAGAGAGCAGGGAAUAAAACCCACUUCAGCACCGCAGGCGGAACAGCAGCCGGAGGAACGCGGCGCUGCCGCCGGCCGGCCCCGCACCCCCGGCGGCUGCGGCCGGGCAGCGGGAUGCGCGGGAAACCGGGGGCUGCCCGAACCACGGGGAAUUGUCGGCAUCUUCCCUUUGCCUUUCCGUGAGGGCUGCCUGCUUGCUGGGAGCGUUGCAGUGGCCAGCGCACAUCCCUGGGAGCGGCUCCUUCCAGCAGCUCGGCACAGAGCCGGCUGUCGGGAGCCGGCGGUGCGACGGGUCGGGACGGUGAAAUCGCUUCGCUACCGACUGGCGGAGUUAAACGCGGCGGUAGCGAUCACCGCAUCGGCCCCACACGGGCAGAACCGCUCACAUCUGCUCCUCCGCAGUCCGACACAAACAAGGAGUUUUUCCGCCUUAUUUCUAUUAUUUUUAUUUUUCUUUUGGUUGUUUUGGAAUUUUUUUGUUGUAGUUUUUCUGCCUCUUCCAGCACCGGAGACCCGCCGCGGCCGCAGACAAGCACCGGAUCUCGCAGCCUCCAGGAGCGGGGUCCAUCCUUCCGCACGGUGCCUGCCCGGCCGGUUAUUCCCCGGUUAUUCCUUUC